ACAUGCGUGCACAGUUCCCUGUACAGCAGUAAUGCUGCACAUUAGCAUAAAUAAGCACCGUUUAUUUCACAUGUUUUCACCCUUACUGCCUGCUCUUUAGCUUUUAUUAAACUAUAAGCCGGCAGUGCUGGAAACAUGGCGGGAGUUAUCCGGAGGCUCGACGAGACUGUGGUCAACCGCAUCGCUGCGGGAGAAGUUAUCCAGCGUCCUGCCAACGCCAUCAAAGAAAUGAUUGAAAACUGUUUGGAUGCAAAGUCCACAAGCAUCCAGGUGACGGUGAAAGACGGCGGUAUGAAGCUCCUUCAAAUUCAGGACAACGGCACUGGCAUCAGGAAAGAGGACAUGGAAAUCGUUUGUGAGAGGUUCACCACGAGCAAACUCCAAACCUUUGAGGACCUUUCAACUAUUGCAACCUAUGGAUUCAGAGGAGAGGCCCUUGCUAGUAUCAGCCAUGUUGCCCAUGUGACCAUAACCACAAAAACAGCUGAUGCUAAGUGCGCUUACAGAGCCAGCUACAGUGAUGGCAAACUAAAAGGCCCUCCCAAACCCUGUGCCGGCAACCAGGGAACGCAGAUUCUUGUAGAGGACCUUUUCUAUAAUGUGUCCACCAGGAGAAAAGCUCUAAAGAGCCCGAGUGAUGAGUACUCCAGGAUUGUCGAAGUGGUCGGCAGGUACGCCAUACACAACUCAGGAAAAAGCUUCUCUGUCAAAAAGCAAGGAGAGACUGUUGCAGAUGUGAGGACUCUACCCAAUGCGUCUGUAGUGGAUAAUAUCCGAGGAAUUUUUGGCAACACAGUCAGCAGGGAGCUGAUCGAAGUUAGCUGUGAAGAUCAGAAGCUCGCUUAUAAGAUGAAAGGUUUCGUCUCGAAUGCAAACUACUCAGUCAAGAAAUGCAUCUUGAUCCUGUUCAUCAACCACCGUCUGGUGGAGUCGAGCGCGUUGAAGAAAGCGAUUGAGACGGUCUAUGCCGCAUACCUGCCCAAGAACACACACCCGUUCCUCUACCUCAGCUUAGAAAUCGCUCCGCAGAAUGUAGACGUCAAUGUUCAUCCCACUAAACACGAGGUGCACUUCUUGCAUGAGGACAGUGUCAUUGAGAGCAUUCAGAAGCACAUUGAGAGCAAACUCCUGGGCUCCAACUCCUCACGUACAUAUUUCACUCAGACGUUGCUGCCAGGACUGUCAGUCUCAGGUAACACUGAGGUUAAGGCCUCCGGCACCACAUCGGAGUCUAGCGAGCGAGUCUACGCACAUCAGAUGGUGAGGACCGACUGUCGCGCACAGAAGCUAGACGCCUUCCUGCGACCGAAAGAGAAGCUUCCCCCUAACCCCGAGCCUGCCGGUCCCAGCAGUGUGGAGAUUGUGACCAAAACCGUGCAGCCAGACAGCAUAGAGAUGGACGAUGCAGACGACUCAGACAUGCUGGAGGCGCUCGCUGAGCAGGAAGCAGGGCUGCCAAAGGGCGAGGAAGAAAGCAGCGUCGGUGCACUUGAUAAUCAGAGGAAGAGGCCGAGGACGGAGCAGAAAGAGCAGCAGCAGCAGCAGCAGGAAGAAGGCGAGGACCUGACGGCUGCAGCCACGCCCAAGAGACGAGUGAUCAAACUGACCAGCAUCAAAGACCUGAGAGCUGAGAUCGCCGAGAACGCACACAAAGGUCUUCAAGAAAUGAUGCAGAACCACUCGUUCGUGGGCUGCAUCAACCCCCAGUGGUCUCUGGUGCAACAUCACACUAAACUCUACUUGCUCAACACCACCAAACUCAGCCAGGAGCUUUUCUACCAAAUACUCAUUUAUGACUUUGGAAACUUCGGUGUACUCAGACUAUCUACCCCAGCACCACUUUAUGAUUUGGCCAUGCUGGCUUUGGACUCAGAGGAGAGUGGCUGGACAGAAGAGGAUGGGCCUAAAGAGGGCCUGGCUCAGUACAUAGUUGACUUCCUGAAAAAGAAAGCUGAGAUGCUAGAGGACUACUUCUCCGUGGAGAUAGACCAGGAAGGAAACCUCAUAGGACUGCCGCUACUCCUCGACAAGUACACCCCAGUCAUGGAGGGUCUCCCCAUGUUCAUCCUGCGCCUGGCCACUGAGGUGAACUGGGACGGUGAAAAGGAAUGUUUCAGAGACUUCAGCAAAGAGUGCAGCAUGUUCUACUCCAUCAGGAAGCAGUACAUCCUGGAGGCCGAGCCAGGAGAGGAGCAGGGCGCUGAGGUGAACGCUUGGCGGUGGAAAGUCGAGCACGUCAUCUUCAAAGCUUUCCGAACCCUCCUCAGUCCUCCGAAGAGCUUCAGUGAGGACGGAACUGUGCUGCAGAUCGCCAACUUACCCGAUCUCUACAAAGUGUUUGAGAGGUGCUGAAACUGUUCAAGUAUGAUCGAAUAUAUAAGCUGCUCUUUUUUUUGUUUUAUAUAACG
This is a messenger RNA of Archocentrus centrarchus (flier cichlid), 2408 nucleotides long. RefSeq names its product mutL homolog 1, colon cancer, nonpolyposis type 2 (E. coli) (gene mlh1). The coding region runs from base 136 to 2352 and encodes 738 amino acids. The record is from RefSeq and is a predicted model, not a curated record. Lineage: Eukaryota; Metazoa; Chordata; Actinopteri; Cichliformes; Cichlidae. Gene Ontology annotation, biological process: mismatch repair. Gene Ontology annotation, molecular function: ATP hydrolysis activity; mismatched DNA binding; ATP binding. Gene Ontology annotation, cellular component: MutLalpha complex. The transcript is spliced from 19 exons.